Molecule: messenger RNA, 4072 nt
Organism: Temnothorax curvispinosus
Lineage: Eukaryota; Metazoa; Arthropoda; Insecta; Hymenoptera; Formicidae
Gene: dpr1
Product: zwei Ig domain protein zig-8
Exons: 6
Coding region: 888-1763 (291 amino acids)
Biological process (GO): synapse organization
Cellular component (GO): neuron projection membrane
Source: RefSeq, a predicted model, not a curated record
CAUGCGGGUUCAACGUCGUCGCGCGGGAGGACGACGACGACGACGGCGACGACGAAGGGCGACAGCGCGGCCUGACGACGAUCAGAAGCGUACGAUGACGAUCGUCCGGCAGAGUUUCGCGAGUUAAGUCGGGGGAAAAAAUCUCGCGACUCGGAUCGAAUCCUGAUUGCCGACCGAAUGCGGCCGACGCGCGCGUCCCGGCCGGAGGAUGCUGCGCCUGAGACAGGGCACUCGCGGAUCGCGCGUCGCGACGCUCGUCCAGGCGGAAGCUCCACGUGAGCGCGGCUGUCAUCGGGGACGCGUGCAAGUGCACCUCGGCCGCGUGAGAGCGGCCGCGGGAGAACAUCAUUUGUGAGCAUUUAAAUCUUGUUACCGUGGAUUACCGUCGAGGAUUUAUGAUCGAUACGCGCAUAGUCUCUGACAAUACCAUUGAUAUAUCAAUAUAUCAUGGCAUUCGCGUCCUACGCUUGAAAAGCUUUCACGAAUUGAGAGUUGAGUUCUAACAAAAUCGUGCCGUUGCAGUGGAUGAUAUUAAUCUCCCCUCCAGGUGUUAAUCGUGAUGUAAUUUCUUUAUCGGAACACAAAUGUUCAUGCAAGAGUUAAAAAUUACUUAUAGUGAAGUACGGAACAUGUGUACGGUUUUUGCGGUGAAAGCUUAAGUGUCUUGUCUAUUCUUGUGAGAAGGCACUACUCUCGAUUUGACAAAAAGAAAUCUAACUCCGUUUUCAUUGUGGAAGAUACGACACAGUGAAGACGUUGCACAGUGCGCGGACACGGCAAUAGACGUAAAAGAUCGAUGACCGCACAUCGUGCUUCGCGAUAGCGAGUAACUGGUAACGGUUAAUGAGCAAGGAUCGGUAGUGCAGCGAGCGAUCGAGGUGUUAAAAAUGCUGUGUCGCUGGCUCGCCGUGCUGGUACUCGCUGGUAUUCUCCUGGUUAUCGAGGCGAUCGCGAUCAGCCAAGGUACGUUCACUCGCGAUCAGAGAGUUUUGAGCAGUAGUCUUGUUCAGGGGAGUCGCAACGUCAGCGGCGUGCCGGCUUUCGAAACGAAUGUGCCACGGAAUGUCACUACCGCAGUCGGUCAGACCGCCUUUCUUCACUGCAGAGUUCAUCAGCUGGGCGACAAGGAGGUGUCCUGGAUGCGUAAACGGGACAUGCAUAUCCUGAGCGCGGGCAUCCUCAUGUACACGUCGGAUCUGAGGUUCCAGGUGAUCCAUCCGGACAAGUCGGAGAACUGGACGCUGCAAAUCAAGUCGCCGCAACAGCGCGAUUCCGGCGUAUACGAGUGCCAGGUCAGCACCGAGCCGAAGAUGUCGCUCAACUAUAGCCUCAACGUGGUUGAAGCGCGAGCUAGAAUAAUCGGCACGGGGGAUAUCUACGUGAAGACCGGAAGUCUUCUGACGUUGACGUGUCUCAUGUCGCAAGGUCCCCACGAUCUGGGAACGGUAGCUUGGUACCGAGGAAGUCAGGCGGUGGUGACAUCGCCGCGAUCAGAAAAUGACAUCGAAGCGGAGCCCCGCAUAACCGUCGAGACGGAAUGGAGCGAUGCCCUCACGUCAAGAUUGAGGAUCACGCAUGCGAAGCCCACUGACUCCGGAAACUACAGUUGCGUUCCUACCGUGGCGGAGAGAGCGAGUGUCAACGUGCACGUGAUCAAUGGUGAGCAUCCGGCCGCGAUGCAGCACGGAAACACGGCAGCCGGCUCGCCCAACUCCAAGACAGUCCUGGUGAUGCUCGCCUUCCUUCUGGGCCAGCUGAGAUAAUGUGCGUGUACACGAAGGUCGCUCGAGACUCGUAAAAUCGAUGGACGUAUCGCAACAUGAUCGCCCGCACAACUUAAACGUUAACCCUUCCGCAUAGACCAUCCUGGAUUAGAUCUCACAGUUUGAAUUCAUCGUAGCGGCCGAAAAAAAACAAAUAAUUUACGGAAUUACAUAAUGGUCAUAGCGAUACGGUGAAAUUUAAGUUAAUGAAAUCGUUUAUGAGAAUUGUUGAUUAAUUCCAACUGUGCGAUUUUUAUAUUUUUCGGAUUAAUUGAUUUUGAAGAAUAAUAUUUCAAAAUAAUCAGUGCGGUAUCAUAUCAUUCACAAUUAUUGACGUAUUAUUGUUUUUCGCAGCGUUUAUAAUUUUAUUUUAUUGGAAUUGGUUUUUCAAAAUCGUCGAAAUCGCGUACGAAGUGAUAGAAAUGUAACGAUUGUGAAUCAUAAUUUUUCUUCAGCUCCAUUUCAAUUACUUAUCUCGAGGCGAAAAUUUUUAUUAGAAAGUAUAAGGUUCAUUAUGUUACUUUAAUUGCGUCUCGCACUUAAAAUAUUCUCGUUGAAGCGGUUAUCUUACGUCUUUUAAUCCAACGCGAAAAUCCUCAUCCCGUUUAUCUUAAACUUAACUGUGGGUUUGGCCGUUGGGGUGAGAAAUACAAAGAUAAUCUCCGAGAGACAGCUCUUCUUACGUAAUAAAAGGGAAGCUUUGUGCCUAAGGGUUAAGCGGAGUGUGAGGCAGUCGUAUUACACGGUGUCUUAGAAGUAUGAAUUUCACGACGAAUUUCUGAGCCGACUUUUCCCAGCCGCGAAAGAAUGAAUCCAGAAAGAAUGGACGUUUCAUACACACACAUUUGUUGUAAUGCAGCGACAAUAUUUACAGUUGAGCUGUGUAACGUGUAAAGCGGGCAAAUAGCUGCAUAAUCGGCGAUAAUUGGGGUUAUACCUAUCUCUAUCUCGGAAACGUGUUCUCCAAUAAUUGGCAUGUUGCACAAACGAUAUUUUCACCAUCAACUUGCGUCCAAAAUUAACAAUGAUGUAACAUCGUUUAAUGACCGUUCUCUUAAAUAACAAGCAGGUCUCGUUUAUUUUAUUUUAAUUGACGCGACACAUGUGCGUUUCGACAAAUAUAUCACAUUUUAACGACAUCAUCUUUUUAGAUAUUUUCUACUUUAAAUAUUUUUAAUCGUUUGUUUACGAUCUAUAACACUCAUAUUAAUGGGAAUGAUACGCAAUCGCAACACAGUAUUACUAGAUUUAAUUCCGAUUUAUUUAUAACGAACCUAAUAAUCUUAAAGGUAAAACCGUUGACGUAAUCCAGCAUAAUUAUUUUCGCAUGCUAAGCUUCUUUUGCACUCUAUAUCUCCAUAGGUAAGCAAAGGUAAAAUAACGAUAAUAGUUUCCUAUUCGCAAAUACUUGAGCCAGAAAUUCAUUUGAUUUAGCUCAGAAAUUAGUUUAUGCUUCGUGAGUUAGCAUCGGGUACGGUUUUUAUUGUUGAAAUAAUACGGCACGCGUUGAGCAACGACAUUCGUAUGACCAUGGCAGAGCAGUCGAGAGAAUUCUUAUCAUAUCCACGAACGACGCGAAGACGUCAAUAUUAUUAAAGAAUUUCCAGCGGCGGCGACGGCGGCGAAAGAUCGAGAUCUUACGGUUUUUAAUUAAGAACGCUUCGCACGCGAAGGAUUGAGAGUCGCAUUGUCGCCGCUGGAAUUUUUUGAAUAAUUGCGCCGUGAUGUCUAUAAGCGCGAUGCAAACGUUAAACGAAUUAAUGAUAACGCGCCAGUGAGUGUUGACGCAGAGAGACGGUAGUCGAGCGCGAGUGUCGCUUAGAAAGAAGAGGGAUAGCGAAGCAGAUAAAACAGGACUACGCCCCGCGCGCCCUUUCCCGACCAUAGUGAGGAAAGUGUUAAGUGUAAAAUAAAUGUGUCACGAGCAAGUUUAACCGAAGAGAGCGAUGUAAUAAAAAAAAAACGGGGGUGGGGGUGGAUCGACCUCCACCGGCGGCGAAGUACUUUCUACUUAUUGCAUAAGUGUUAAAUGAAAAAAAAAAAAACUUAAAGGAAGACACGGAUAACACGCGUAAACACACAUACCCACACGUACAGAUAAUAGUAGAGAAAUGUAUGUAAACCACGCGACUUUACGGCUCGUAUGAUUUACACCCACGACUAGCCCGAGAGAUGAAAGAAAAAAAAUACAACUGUGUUUCCCACCCGCUCACACCUUUCUCACUGUCUUGUUUUCACACGGUUCUCUUGCGCGAAAACGCAAUUCUUGUACAUAAUGUUUUACUCUUGUAAAUAAAUUACCCACACAA